AAUUAACAGGCAGUGUGAACAAGUUUCAUUCUCAUUCCACAUUCGGAUACUAUCAAAACUCCAAAGCGUACAACAAUGGAACAGAUGUGACGAUUUCAAAACAAAACGCCACAAAUGACAACACCAAGGACAAUCCAAACAGAACCAGUAAACAAACAUUUAUAGAUUUCCGUUUUUUAAGUUAUUAAUCGAUUUAUUUCACAUCUCCAGUAGUAACAAUCAACAACAAAAGCAUUCGUGUAAUAGAUGAACCUGGCAUCAACUAGCGAAUAUGUUAGAAAUGGACGUAAGAACUCAGAAAUUAGAACAGCAGAGGCAGCUAAUGGAGCAGAAAAUGAAGCAGAAGCGACUUACUUCAGGCAUGAUUCAGGCUUCCGAUGUACGGGGAACCUCGGCCAAAAGUCGGUCCUGUAACAUCAACCAAAAGGAACUACAUGGGUAUGAUGGGCCUUUGCAGUAUGCUAUGGGACGAGACAAUAAUCCUGACCAAGUUAUAUCAAUACUGACUACAGCUGAUAGCAUGGACGGGACAGUUGUGGAGGACAUCACAGAUAAUGCCAAUGACCUGAUGGAUAUUGAAGAUGAAGAAUCAUCUCCUGUAGCAUCUACCCCAAACAACAAUGGAAACAUACCAAUAAACCCCAUUGAUGACAAAACAAAUUUUAUCCAUCAGACAAAUGGGGCCCCGGAAGCUGAAGGUGACAUUGAAGGUAAUGUAGACAAAUUUGUCCUACAACCAGCACUAUUGAAAGUGUUGUAUAAAUGCCGCAUUACCAGGGAUAGGAAAGGUAUGGACAGAGGGCUGUAUCCAACAUAUUUUUUACACUUGGAGAAGGAUUAUGGAAAGAAGGUGUUUUUAUUGGCUGCUAGGAAAAGAAAAAAGAGUACCACCAGCAAUUAUUUGAUAUCAACGGAUCCUACGGAUCUGUCAAGAAGUGCUGAAUCAUUUGUUGGUAAAUUGAGAUCCAACCUCUUAGGCACCCAAUUUACAGUUUAUGACAAUGGUGUCUCACCUAGAAAGGCAAAUCUGAAAGAGGACAUUCUGCCACGACAAGAACUGGCCUCUGUUAUUUAUGACACAAAUGUCCUUGGAUUCAAAGGACCUAGGAAAAUGACUGUUAUUAUUCCUGGAAUGGUAAAUACUUUUAUUUACGCUGAUGAGCAGAGAGUGCAGAUCUAUCCUCAGGACGAGAGUGAAAGUUUGAUUGAAUCCUGGAAAGCAAAAAAUAUGGAUAACCUGAUAGAACUUCAUAACAAAACGCCAGUUUGGAAUGAUGAUACCCAGUCAUAUGUUCUGAAUUUCCACGGAAGGGUUACACAGGCUUCUGUCAAAAAUUUCCAAAUUGUGCACGAUAGUGAUCCUGACUAUGUAGUUAUGCAAUUUGGUCGGGUGGCGGAAGACGUGUUUACAAUGGACUACCGAUAUCCGUUGUGCUCAUUGCAGGCUUUUGCGAUCGCGCUAAGCAGUUUUGACAGCAAACUGGCAUGCGAAUAGCACGCAGCGCCACCUACAUCUGUCCGAAUGUGCCUAAACUACGAGCUUAAGCAAAUUGCCUACGUUACUGUAAGGGUAUAUUUUUGGUGAUGGACGAUUGUUUCCUUUAUUUACAUUCUGGUUUUACUACAUACCAUUUACCAGAAUUAUUCGUACAGUAUGAUGAUACGGCGACAUGACAUUCGGAAAAAUUCAAUUGUCAAUUCAUAUAUGUGAUGCUAUGAGCAAUUUUAAGUGAUCGAUAAAUCAUAACCGGUCGCGUUUGGUUUCAACUUUUUUGUUUUGAGCGACGCAGUUUGUAACAUCUGUGAAAUGAUGGCGUCAUGAAGUGGCCUUUCAUGAUGUCACGGUUACUGACAGUUAAGACGAAUAACAACCUUGCACAGGUGGUGGUUUCUAUGCGGUUGUGAAUGUCAAACGUCAACCCAAGAAUAUAUUAUGACCCUUUUCUGUAAUUUUGUGCCUUUUGUGUUUGUUUUGUGAUUUAAAUUUUUUGUGAAAAGUUCUCGAUAAAAAAAAAAACGAUCUCAGAUGACAACAGGCGUAGAACUACUGAGUUUCUAUGGAGUCAUGAAUUGAUUUUUUGUGUGCAAAGUUUAAAAAGUAAUUAGGUGUGUUUUUAAUAUCACAGUAAAGUAUUUACUUAUAUAUGAACUAUAUUUAUAAUCGAAGAUGCUGGACCACAAAACAGUGUAGCAACUCUGUUCUCAGGUCUCUGUUCUGUGUCAUAAGGGCAAAUGACAGAAUAAUCAAGUGCAUAACCAAGGAAUAAUCACAGUUCAUCGCUCAAAAUUGCUUCUUGAUCUAAUAUUCUGGAUUAAUCUGUCUUGUCAAAUACUGCUGAGCUUACCGAGACUGAUGUAACCAAGAACUUUGCAUCUUGAAUUUGACAGCGUUUGCGUUUUUCCAUGAAAAUGCUCAUGUUACAAAUAUUGUAAGUUGUUCGAAAUGAAAUAUGUACACCUGACUUUUCAAUCAUUUAUGUUUUUGUUUUCACCAUGUCAAGCGCAAAAUUUCACAAGGCAUUUCUAUUAACUAUGAAUGGCUGGCAUACUUUGGAGCAAAAGAUGGACUAUAGCAAUUUUUUUCGAAGGUGUUAUUGCUUAACAUAUUCUACCUGAGAUCUAAUCUCAAUCAAUGGUUAUAACUUCUUUUCAUCUCAUCCUAUUCGAUUCAAGGAUUGCUGUUUUUAGGCACAACUUUCUGCUGGAAGGAAUAUUGUAUGCUAAGUCAGCGUAUUGUAUUUGACAGUUGUAUGUAUUUCCAAAGAGAAAUCUCAUUCAUGAACAUGUAGUAAAACCAGGUGCCAUUUACCAUUUAGUAUUAACGUGUGGCGGCAUUGCAUUUGAUAUUAAUAAAUAUUUCGAUUUCAAAAUAUGUUUUGAUCUAAGGAUUGGUCAAUUAGUGAAUGAACUGGGAGUUCUCAGUUUCUUCCGCAAGCAGUUGGUACGUUGCUUGCCCAAAUUUUAACGUACAUGUUGGUGCAAACAAAAUGUGAAUAUAUUUUUCCAUAUCAGGGAAAAUGGAGCAUAUGGCAACAUCGCGUCAUAGUAGUAACAUUGGAAGUAUUUCAAAAGCCUUCCUCAAACUCUUGAAUACUAUCAAUAGAGCGUAUUUGUUCCAAUUUUCUUACUAGAGGAAAAAUACCUCACGACUCAUUUUUUACGUAAAUUAAGUUUUCUUAAUACUGAAUCUCCGAAUAUAUUGCCAUGAGUCAUGUUAUACGUAUUUUUCAAACUUUAGUCGAUAAGACUUUGGAAAUAAUCUAGUCGUUUGAUACUUUUAAGUUGCUUCAUUGCACACCAAGCAUAUUAUUCAACAGAAAGGCAUAGAGUGACUAUAAUUGUCGGUAUUAAAUUUAGAAAAAAGUUGAAGAAACAUUCUGGGUAUCAAUCUAUCCUAAUUUGUUAGCAUUGACUUGAAGAAUUAAAUAUUUGAUGUGCGAAUUUUGUAGGCACUUGAAACUUGCCACUAAACUUAUAGCCUAGUUGUAAUUUUUUCAACGGAAUUUUCAAAUGAGGUUUAACACUAAAAUAUAUAAUAUAUAAAAACCAGAAGUACAUGGAGUUAGUUAGGCUCAGGGUCAUAUUUGUCAUAUCUAAGGUUAGGAACAGACAAACAUGUCAGUUGCUGAUCAGUUUACGUUUACAGAACAUUAUAUCCCAAUAAAAUUUCCUUAGUAAAAAUUCCUCAAAAUUUGGAGAAAAUCCCCCAAUAUGACAACCCUGUCAAAGCACCACUGGUACCUCGGGCGUCAAGUUUCGAGGUCGACCAACAUUGCCGUUGUUUCUCCUGGUAUAGGCUCCACGCUCUCAAGUUUCAUAAACCGUAUGUUUCACAAAUGUUUGAAAAUAUUAGGUGAAAAUUGAUCACAGUUUUGAUGGGAUAGUGUGUUCCAACAUCAAGGUGCUAGCCUCUUUGUAUAACAGAUGCACAAUUUUAAUGAGAUAAUAGCGGAGCUUCUUCAAGUAAAGGUAUGACACAAAUAAACAUUACAUUAUGUCUUGAUAAUAAUCAACAUUUAAAUGUUCGAGUACAGUUAUAUGCCUUUUUUAAUAUAGUCACUCUAAAGCCUUUCAACACGGAAUUCAACGAGUUUGGUUCGCACUUUAGCAGUUAAGGAGCACUGUCGCUUACUGAAGAAAAUCAGUAUUAAAACAUAUGUAUAUUGAGUGUUUGUGUUGUGUGCAUUUUUUUGAAACAUUACUACUGAUAUUUAUACUUGAAAAUAAGGUCUAAGUAGCUCGCCGAAUCUAUCAAAAAUACUGCUACUUUUUUUGAGACUUGUUUAAGUCGUUACAUGUUUAGAGAACUGUAAAAAUACAAUAGUUCCAGGAUCUUUAGUACCAGAAGCACACCAUUGAAUUUUUCAAAAAGAAGAAACCUAUCUGCUUUAGGUAAUCACCUUGAUAC
Acanthoscelides obtectus is the source of this 4408-nucleotide messenger RNA. The record is from the annotation of a GenBank genome assembly. NCBI's taxonomy places the organism in Eukaryota, Metazoa, Arthropoda, Insecta, Coleoptera, Chrysomelidae.